CGCCAUCUUGCAACGAUAAUAACAAACAACGGGGCGAAAUAAAAUGUAUUUUUCUUUUGUGUCAUUUACUAGCUCUGACGGAAAAAGUUAAUAGUGUGAAAAAUAACAAUUGUAAAGUGAUAAAAAUUGCAAAUAUUGUAAAAGAAAAUAAAAAUAACAAGAUUUUCCGAAGAAUUCAAUAUAUCUUUGUGUACAGUAACAAUAUAAUAAAUUCUGCCUAAGAAAUAAUUAGCAAAAUCAAUAAAAAAGCCUCGUACUAACUAAUCGCGUAUUGUUGUUUUAUUUAACAAAAACAAAAAAAUGACUGUAAUCAAUAAUGAUCCCGAUUAUUUUCAAACCUAUUUGGAAAAAUUGGAAGAAGAUGAAGACGAUGAAUUAAACAAUGAAGUCAUUCAAUCGAUAAAGAAUGAUUUUGUUACAGAAGUGGAAGAGAAUGGUAGUGUUGAGGAUGAAAAGGAAGCAGAAGAUCGCGGUGCCAUAAUUAUGGAUGCAGAGGGUAAUUAUUAUUUUCAAACGUCAGAGAAAAUUGUAAAAGUAGAACCUAUAAACAAGGUUUCACAAGCUCCGGCAACUGUUGUUACUCCCAACAAUAAACGUAAAGCAAAAGCCCAAGCUGCCUCGGUUUCCACAAAAAAGACCAAAUUAGCUGCUAAUAAUAGUAAAGCUAUGAAAAAGGAAAAUAAUGAUGUCAAAACUGCGGAUGAAACCGUAAACUCGGAAUUUAUUUCGCAAGAAGAAGUCUACGAAUUCGAUGAAAAUGAACAAGAUCCUGAUGACCCCGGCGUUGAACCUGAUGCCGAUUACGGCUCAAAAGGGUUAUUGAAAAGUACCAAAAAGUCUACAGCAAAUGAAGAAGCAACAUUUACUUGUAUGUUGUGUCCCUAUCAGACAGCCAAAAAAUUCUUAUUGUCCAGACAUUUAAAAAAGCACUCGGACGAACGUCCCUAUAAAUGUACCGUUUGCGAAAGAGGUUUUAAAACGAACUCCUCCCUCAUGAAUCAUCGUAAUACACAUUUGGGCGUUAAGCCUCAUGCUUGUAAGGAUUGUGAUAUGGCCUUUACUACAUCGGGAGAGUUGGUGCGUCAUGUACGCUAUAGGCAUACACACAUUAAACCUCAUAAGUGUACUGAAUGCGAUUACAGCAGUGUAGAAAUGAGUAAAUUACGGCGACAUAUGCGCUGUCACACCGGUGAAAGGCCCUAUCAAUGUCCCCACUGUACAUAUGCCUCCCCGGAUACGUUCAAACUUAAGCGUCAUAUGCGUAUACAUACGGGUGAGAAACCGUAUGAAUGUGAUAUAUGUCAUGCACGUUUUACCCAAUCGAAUUCGCUAAAACUUCAUCGUCUUAUACAUUCUGUUAAUGAGAAGCCUGUCUUUCAAUGUCACCUAUGUCCUACAACGUGUGGACGUAAAACAGACUUACGUCUACAUAUAAAAAAGCUACACAGUUCUGAUCAACCAAUACCAUGUAAGCGGUGUGGUAAAGAAUUACCCGAUCGUUAUUCGUAUAAGAUGCAUCUGAAGACACAUGAAGGUGAAAAGUGUUUCCGCUGUGAUUAUUGUCCUUAUGCUUCCAUAUCGGAGCGUCACCUUGAAUCGCAUCUUCAUAUACAUUUGGAUAAGAAACCAUUUAUAUGUGAGAUUUGUAAUACUAGUUUUCGUCAGAAACCACUACUUGUUCGUCACAUGAAAAUUUAUCAUUCGGAUAAUUAUGAACCACCACAAACACGUAAGAAAGAUCAUAAGUGUCCACAUUGUAAUAAAAUGUUUGCAUUCAAUGGAAAUCUUAUGCGUCAUAUGGAAAUCCACGAUCCCUCAUCGGAUCUAAUGAAAAAGAAAGAAGCAUUGAAAGUGGGACGAAUGACACGUGUUAGAAUGGAUGGUACUGUUGUAGCAUUAUCCACAACCAGUAAUAGCCUUUUGGAAAAUAAUGAUGAGUACGGGUAUAAUGAUAACAAUACUGGGGAGGAGCAACAGCAAAUCGAUGAUGAUGAAGUAAUACCCGAAGAAGGGUAUGAAGAAGAAGAGGAGGAAGAAGUAGGGGAUGAAGAUUGCAAUGAGGAAAACAUACAAUAUGUCUAUGAAGAAUUAGAAGCUGAUGAGUAUGUAGAACAAGAAUACGAAGAACAACUGGAGGCAGCAACUGAUGAAAAAUUUGGAAUAGAUUUAAAAAUGGAAACUGUUGCUUCUCCACAGCCGGCACUUAAACAAUCUAUAAUCCUUAAGGGAGAUGAUAAUGAAGCCAAAAUAGUGGCUUUAGAAGUUAAUGAUGAUCAAGAUUUUAUGGUUAUAGAAGUUUUGCCAGAUGAUGAUGAUGAUGAUGAAGAGUUACAAGAAGUAAUAGCACAAGUACAGGCACAACCAGUUAAAUCUACGACAGUAAACAAAAAGACUAACAAAACUACCGCUAUAAAAACUCAGAAAAAAACACAGUCACUCAUAUCAGAUUAUUUUGGAUUUGAAGUUGAUCAAGAUGACGAUGACGAAGAAACCAAAGAAGACAUUAAAUUAUUAGAAUUGAUUGAACAAGAGUAAUGUGCUUGAUUUAUUUAUAAAUUUUUUUUUAAAUAACUUUUCUUAUAAACUCAGGUUUUAUUUGUUUUAUAGUAUCGAUAGGGUAUUUAACAAUACCUAUAAUAUUUAUGUUUUGGUUUAAACAAAUUUUAUUUAUUAUUUUAUAAUCACUGCAUUAUAUACAUAACUGCAUUACAUUAAUUAGAUUUUUAUUUCUAUAAGCUAAAAUAAAUAACGUUUUUUAAUAAAUAUAAAUGUUUAAAUACCAGCAGCAUUGACAUUA
Lucilia cuprina (Australian sheep blowfly) is the source of this 2797-nucleotide messenger RNA. It is a transcript of the gene CTCF, whose product is annotated as transcriptional repressor CTCFL. NCBI's taxonomy places the organism in Eukaryota, Metazoa, Arthropoda, Insecta, Diptera, Calliphoridae. Gene Ontology annotation, biological process: regulation of transcription by RNA polymerase II. The coding region runs from base 301 to 2535 and encodes 744 amino acids. Gene Ontology annotation, molecular function: DNA-binding transcription factor activity; RNA polymerase II cis-regulatory region sequence-specific DNA binding. The transcript has 6 exons. The record is from RefSeq and is a predicted model, not a curated record.